Messenger RNA from Pseudovirgaria hyperparasitica, 497 nucleotides. RefSeq lists its product as uncharacterized. NCBI's taxonomy places the organism in Eukaryota, Fungi, Ascomycota, Dothideomycetes, Acrospermales, Acrospermaceae. The record is from RefSeq and is a predicted model, not a curated record. The coding region runs from base 146 to 412 and encodes 88 amino acids. The transcript is spliced from 2 exons.
CCACGACCUGAAAGCUGCAUUUGCAGCAUUUUAUAGGCCUUCAUGAGCACACUAAACCAAGUCCAUCGUCUUCAAGGUGGUAAUAUCGAAUGAGACGGUCAUAUGUGGAUGGAACAACUCUCAGUACGAGGGAUCACCGGGCUUCAUGAAGUCAUCAAGGAUGCCCAACGUCCAGCGCAUGUCCGUUGAUAUAGACGUUGCACUGUGGAUUGUAGAUUCACACCACUGUGAGCGGUACCGGUUCAGCCCUGUAACCAGCCCCGCACCAAACUCCAACGCCGAAGAUAAAGCAAGCAAUCGAACGAAUCAACAGAUCAGUCCGUCACUGUAUACAACAUUGCCUCUUAUCUCAUUCUCCUUCACAUUCUCCUUCACACUCUCAUGGCAUUCUAAUGAACUUUGCUGGAGAUGAGAGCGGACUAUGUGGCCGCGAUGGUGCUCACCCUCCAUGCAAACAUAAGGAGGCAUCUUCUUGUCGUCUUGUUUGCAUCAGCCCA